This is a messenger RNA of Aethalodelphis obliquidens (Pacific white-sided dolphin), 2838 nucleotides long. It is a transcript of the gene LSM14A, whose product is annotated as LSM14A mRNA processing body assembly factor. The coding region runs from base 185 to 1693 and encodes 502 amino acids. Gene Ontology annotation, cellular component: P-body. The transcript has 13 exons. Gene Ontology annotation, molecular function: mRNA binding. Gene Ontology annotation, biological process: P-body assembly; cytoplasmic stress granule assembly. The record is from RefSeq and is a predicted model, not a curated record. Lineage: Eukaryota; Metazoa; Chordata; Mammalia; Artiodactyla; Delphinidae.
AGCCGCCGCGCCGCGGCUUGAGGGCGGGAGCCUGGGGGAGGGUAGCGGAGCCGGCGCUGCCGCCAUGUUGGGUCUGAGGCGGCUGCUGUAGGCGCCUACGGAGCAAGCGGGCGUGCUGAGCGGCCACAGCGGCGCGGGAUCUGCCUCUCUGCGAGCGGCCGGGAGCGGCGGCGGCGGCGGCGCCAUGAGCGGGGGCACCCCUUACAUCGGCAGCAAGAUUAGCCUUAUCUCCAAGGCGGAGAUCCGCUACGAGGGCAUCCUCUACACUAUCGACACCGAGAACUCUACCGUAGCUCUCGCCAAAGUUCGGUCCUUUGGUACAGAAGACAGACCAACAGAUCGUCCAAUACCACCUCGAGAUGAAGUCUUUGAAUACAUUAUAUUCCGUGGGAGUGAUAUUAAAGACCUCACUGUUUGUGAGCCACCAAAACCACAAUGUUCUUUGCCUCAGGACCCAGCUAUCGUUCAGUCUUCACUAGGUUCAUCUACUUCUUCAUUCCAGUCAGUGGGCUCCUAUGGACCUUUCGGCAGGAUGCCAACAUACAGUCAAUUCAGUCCAAGUUCAUUAGUCGGGCAGCAGUUUGGGGCUGUUGGUGUUGCUGGAAGCUCCUUGACAUCCUUUGGAACAGAAGCAUCAAACAGCGGUACCCUGUCCCAAAGUAGUGCAGUUGGUUCUGCCUUUACACAGGAUACAAGAUCUCUAAAAACACAGUUAUCUCAAGGUCGUUCAAGCCCUCAGUUAGACCCUUUGAGAAAAAGCCCAACCAUGGAACAAGCAGUGCAGACAGCCUCGGCCCACUUACCUGCUCCAGCACCUGUUGGGAGAAGGAGCCCUGUAUCAUCAACCAGGCCUUUACCAUCAACCAGCCAAAAAGCAAUAGAGAAUCAAGAGCACAGGCGAGCUGAAGUACACAAGGUUUCAAGACCAGAAAAUGAGCAACUCAGAAAUGAUAGCAAGAGACAAAUCGUUCCAGGUGCUCCUUCAGCUCCAAGGAGAGGGCGUGGGGGUCAUCGAGGUGGCAGGGGAAGAUUUGGUAUUCGACGAGAUGGUCCAAUGAAAUUUGAGAAAGACUUUGACUUUGAAAGUGCAAAUGCACAAUUUAACAAGGAGGAAAUCGACAGAGAGUUUCAUAAUAAACUUAAAUUGAAAGAAGAUAAACUUGAGAAACAGGAGAAGCCUGUAAAUGGUGAAGAUAAAGGAGACUCAGGAGUUGACACCCAAAACAGUGAAGGAAAUGCAGAUGAAGAAGAUCCACUUGGACCUAACUGCUAUUAUGACAAAACUAAAUCUUUCUUUGAUAAUAUUUCUUGUGAUGAUAACAGAGAACGGAGACCAACCUGGGCUGAAGAAAGAAGAUUAAAUGCAGAAACAUUUGGAAUCCCACUUCGUCCAAACCGUGGCCGUGGAGGGUACAGAGGCAGGGGAGGUCUUGGUUUCCGUGGUGGCCGAGGACGUGGUAGCGGCCGAGGUGGUAACUUUGCCACUCCUCGAGGAUUUCGUGGUGGAUUCAGAGGAGGUCGUGGGGGCAGGGAGUUUGCAGAUUUCGAAUAUAGGGCAUAUCAGCUACCUGUUGAAGAACGUGUGGCAACUCCUGUUGAAGACCACAUUGAGUCAGCUUGGUUUGAGAAAAAAACACCUAUCUCAGCAUGGAGCCAUAGUGGGCUUGAAAAAAUCACAGCUUUUGAACCCUAAAAGGUCUGGAUUGAUCAUACAGCUUUCUGAAAGAAAGACAACAAAGUUGCUGCAUAGUCUGCAAACAAGUCUUUGAAAAUAGAUGGAUUUUUAGCUCUUCGUGGUCCUGAGAAUUGGUCUCAGUCUUUGAGAAGAAUGAAAAAGUGAAUUUGCUGUAUAUUUGUCACCAGCACUGGGUUUUUGUUUGUUUGUUUGUUUGUUUUUCUGCUUAAUUUCAAAGAUACAAUACAGUUAAUUUUGGGGGUGGGAGGGAAGGCUCAUCUUAAUAAAUGAGCAUUAAAUAUAUUUGGAAUAGCAGAAGGUUAAGUAAUUUCUUAUGUAUAGUUAAACUAAAGCAGUACUCCAGUGGAACUUAUAAGUAUUUUUUCAUCACUGAAAGGAUUUUUCUUAUCACUAAAUUGUAUCUGGCAAUUAUUGUGAGUUGCCUGCAGAUAGGGCCGUGUUACUGUUUUGAGCCACAGAAGGAAGGGUCUGUGUGUCUAUGUGUCUGUGUGUCUGUCUAUAUCUUUCUUUUUCUUUCUUUCUUUCUUUCUUUCUUUUUUUGGAAAUCCUGUAAUAACCCUUCUGAGGUAGCUUAUUUCGUCAAUUAAUUAGGGUGCUGGAUGGUAGAGAAUUUUGUCAGUCAACUAUGUACACACAGUAAAUACUGUUUCUUAGGCAAAGGUAACUUUUUUAUAUAGUUGUAAAAUUCCAUUAUAUUCCAUUGCCAAAGAAACAUUAAGAACUUUGUAUAGCUGUAUAAAAAGCAACUAAUUUUUUAAAGAAUAAACAUUUUAAAGUCAGCAAACAUACUGUGUCCUUGCAGAAGUUGAUGUGCUGAGGAGCAGAAGGAUGGGUGGGUCUUUUUUUCAUAGCUUUUCAGGCUUAAGAUUGUUGAUUUUGAUUUUUUUUUUAAAUGUUUGGAACGUAAAUGAAGAUUUGAUACAUUCUUUCAUUAUCUAAAAAGGGUAAAUUACUUAUGCUCAUUGUAAGAACUUUAUUUUGUAGCAGAUGGCAUAUCACAGGAUUUAUCCACAUAAUAGAUAUUUUCAGUAUACAAAUGUAAAUAAUCAUAGAUAAGAAUGUACUUAGCUGUAUUUUCAAAUAAGUAACCCCCCCUUUUUUAAGACAAUAAAACUAGGUGUCAAUUAACCUGUUCUUCCUGA